Molecule: messenger RNA, 4163 nt
Organism: Hemicordylus capensis (graceful crag lizard)
Lineage: Eukaryota; Metazoa; Chordata; Lepidosauria; Squamata; Cordylidae
Gene: NEK5
Product: NIMA related kinase 5
Exons: 24
Coding region: 542-2998 (818 amino acids)
Biological process (GO): protein phosphorylation
Molecular function (GO): ATP binding; protein kinase activity
Source: RefSeq, a predicted model, not a curated record
UGGAGAGGGAGGGGCCGAGAGCGGGAAACCAGCCUCUUCCCCCCCCCCGCUUCUUCGCGGGACAGGGAGCCCCUCGAGGGGUGGGAGGUGCUACGCCGCAUUCCACCGCCCCCCCCCCUCCGGUGCCUGCAGAGGAGGGGCCACAAGGAUCCAUCCAUGUGGGAUGCAGCUGCCCCUUUGAGUGUGUGUGUCUCAGGAGCUUCCUGCUCAGUUCCGCUGACCAAACAGCAGCGCUGCAAGCCACAGCCCCUUCAUGAGGCGAGACCGAGGGCCAAGGGUCGCCUGCUGCUGCAGGAGACCACCUCCUCAUGCGCCGUGCUCGUCCGUCUUUCGUCAGCUGCCACCCACGCCCCGUUGUGGAUUCGUCACCAUUAAGGGAAGAAAAACAAGCUGCCCUUGAGAGAUCCUGCUACUUCUCCUGCAUCCUCCACCUCCACACCUUGAUAGCUAAAGCUUGGUGAUAGAGUUUUAGCCAUCACCAAGGAAACAGUGAGCACAUCAUAAUAAAGAAACCACAGAUAUUUCCCCAAAACAAUACACCAUGGAUAGAUAUGAAAUAAUUAAAAUGAUUGGAGAAGGAUCCUUUGGCAAAGUAUUCUUGGCCAAAGGAAAGGCGGACAGCCAACAAUGUGUUAUCAAAGAAAUCAGUCUCACAAAGCUUCCAAGGAAAGAAAAAGAAUCCUCUCAGAAAGAAGUUGCUCUUCUGGCCAGGAUGAAGCACCCUAAUAUAGUAGUCUUCUACACUUCAUUUCAAGAGAAUAAUAAGCUGUAUAUUAUUAUGGAAUACUGUGAUGGAGGUGACUUAAUGAAGAGGAUAAAUAUGCAACGUGGAGUACUGUUUGAGGAGGACAAGAUCCUGGGCUGGUUUGUGCAAAUCUCCUUAGGACUAAAGCAUAUACAUGACAGGAAAAUUCUACACAGAGAUGUAAAAACACAGAACAUUUUUCUUAGCAAUAAUGGAAUGGUAGCAAAACUUGGAGACUUUGGGAUUGCAAGAAUAUUGAGCAAUACCAUGGAAUUUGCUCGUACCUGUGUAGGAACACCAUAUUACCUGUCUCCUGAAAUCUGUGAGAACAGGCCAUAUAACAAUAAAACAGAUAUAUGGUCUCUUGGCUGUGUCUUAUAUGAACUCUGUACUUUAAAACACCCUUUUGAGGGCAACAGUUUGCAUCAACUUGUACUGAAGAUCUGCAGAGGCCAUUUCAUGCCAGUAUCUACAAAGUAUUCAUAUGAUCUAAGAACUUUAAUAUCCCAGUUGUUUAAAACAUCUCCAAGAGAUCGUCCUUCUAUCAAUUCUAUUUUAAAGAAGCCCUUUUUGGAGAAGCGAAUAAAGAAAUAUUUGCCCCCUGAGAUAUUGGAGGAAGAAUUCAGCCACACAGUUAUUCACAGAAAAAGAUCACCAGCCUCACUAUCUUCAGCUCAUAAAAUUCAAAAACCAAGAAUUCAUCAUAAUCGUCCUCCGAGAUUCAAGAUGGAGAUGCUGCCCAGAAAACAAGAGUUAUGGAAAAAUGAAUGGAAAUCUUCAAGACUCCAGGAUCCUGUUAGCCAGCCCUGGAGCCCCAAGUAUAAGAUCUGUGCAAAGCCAGAAGCUGCCAAAAUGUGUGGGCUCUAUGACCAUUAUUAUGUGAAACUUGAGAACUUACGGAAGAGAGCCUUUAUGCAAGAUGAAUGUGCUCAUAUUGGCCAAAGAAUUGAUGAGUAUUAUAAGGAGAAAGGACAAGAACUGCCACCACCUCCACCUCAUUGGCCAUCAGAAUAUCUUCAGAGACGAUUCAAUGCGCAGCAGUACAAGUUAAAAGUAGAGAAGCAACUUAGGUUGCGACCAUCUUCUGCUGAUCUCCACAAUCAUCAGUUACAGAAACAGGAGAUGCAGGAAGAACAGUUCAAGGGCUAUCAAAAAGCUCUUGCUCAAAAAAAUGAGAUGAAAGAACAAGAAUACCUGGAGCAACUGCAGAAAAUUCGUCAACAGUACCAAAGUGAAAUGAAUGAAAUUAGACUAAAAGCAGAAGCAGUAGAGCAGAAUAAAAAUAUAAAUGACAAAACCUAUCUUGUGAAACUAAGGAAGGCUCAGGACCAGUCUGCUCAUAAUGAAGAUAUCCCUGCAGGAAAAAAUGAACUAGUCCAAGAUAUUGAAGAACAUUUGAAACAAAUUGGACUGCAUAAUUGGCAAGAGAGAAAUGUCAUGGAAAUUAAACAUAAAGCAAAGGGAGGUGUAAAGUUUCAGAUUGACCUAGAAGCUGGAGUCCCAGGUGUGAAUAACUUUGAGGGAAAGAGAGAGGAACGUGAUGAACUUAAUGAAACACUGACAUUUGAGGAUGGAAAAAACCUGAAGGAAAAGCUGACGAACAUCUAUGAUAAUUACAUAGACAAAGCUUUGGUGGAACUAUGCUGUUGGGAAGCAGAUGCUGACAAUGAAGAUGCUAUAGUGAACAGAAAACACUGGCAAGCUGCGGCCCCAAGGACUCUCUUGGAUCUUCUAGAUAAUGCAGAGAUCACCUCUGUGUGCCCUACCAUAGAUGAAGUUGGCCAGGUAAUCAAUAUUCCUUCAGAAUUCCCGGAAAACAGGAAAAAAUGGAGCCAAGAAUCACCUGGGACACUUAUGAAUAUGUUGGCAGAAGCAGAAUGCUCCAGUGACACUUUGUGCCAAGCCGAAGAGCUCAAGGAGACAGUAACCCCAUGGACUGAAGAAAAGGAUGAAGCUGAUUCAACUGAUUUAGGUUCUUCGGUUGAAGUGGAUGAAGACAGACUUGAACCAAGAUCUGAUGACUAUGACACAAACUUUGAAGAAUCUGAAGAUGAACUAAGGAAUGAGCUUAUUGAGUCUCUGGAAAAAGUGGUAACAUCUGUGGAAGAGGUCUUAAAAGCUCCAGUUGAGUCACUGGACAGAGAUCAAGUGGAAAAAGAGCGCUUACGUAAUAGUACACUCAGAAAACCUGAUGAAGGUUUCGAAGACAAUAGUAACCUGCCUAGCAACCAUCAAGAAGGAGCCAUUAGAUAAUGCACUCUUGGGAAAUAGUUUGAAGAGCUGAUUGAAACUAUUUUAAAAUGUUUAAAAAUGGGCACUUUUCUAGAGUUAACUACUACUAUAUGUUCUACUAUAAUAUUACUUAGAACUAGAAACACCAAGCAUGGCUAAAGCUUUUCAAACUAAAACCAGUCAGUGGUUCCAUUCAGUGUGGGAUGCAAGUAUUGGGACCAUCAUUUCCCCUUCAGAUGUCUAGAGGUCUAACAAAAUAGCCAUGGUGAAUUCCUGAGCAGAAGCAGUGCUUUCGCCUAGGCUCUUUCCCCUUGCUUGCUCCCAAGGAUCUUCUGCCAGAUAGGCAAUCAGUGUAGAGGGGAUGCUUUGUAUAAGUAUCCCUGUUCCCGAGUUGUACAAGGAACAUGUCAUGCCUCUAUGCACUGUAUUUAUGGCUGUAGAUGUAGGACUUCUUUCUAAUUUUACCAUCACUGCACAUCUCCUUUGUGUGUACGUUCUGAUUGUCUCCUUCAAAGAUCUAACUUCAGUAACAUGGGUCUAGGUCUAUUCAUCUGUACCUGGCCUUUGCUACUUCAAACUACAGACAGGAAUUCAAAUGAUUAAAUGUCUCUUCAUAGAAAACAAAAACUUUUGCCUUCAAGAAUACUAGAUGUCAGGAAGGAGGAUUCUAGUCUAGCUUCUGGACCUUAAAGCUAGUUUUCUAUGCAUGUUUUUGUUUGUAUGAAAGAACUUUCAGUCAUUUUAACCCCUACCUACAGCCUGAAGUGAUACGGCCCAGAUACAUGUUAGCUACUUUGUUGAGAACCAAGCCAGAAAUGAGGCUUUAAAUACAAGUUUAAAGCCAAUUUCCCAUAUGCUUAUUAAAAGAAUGUGGUACAGAGAUAUUUUAUGAUUAAGUUGUCUGUUAUAAUGUAUAAGUAUGGGAGAGUUCAGAUUUUAUAAGCUCCUGUGCAAGGAGAGGCUAUUUAUUAGGCUAAGCAGAGGACAAGUUGUUUAUACUCAUGGUUGAUUCGGGAAGAAAGCUUUUACAGAAGUAGUUUUACAUUAGUACAUCUCAGGAGGGCCUUGGUGCCAUAAGAGGCCUUGAAAAAUCACACUCAAGUUAAGCUUCAAUCAAGAGCAAUGAAAAUUUCUGGAUAGUCUACAACGUAACAAUCUUGACAAAGAAUAAAUAAACCCUAAACUA